AUGCAGCGUUCACCUGUGGAACGUCUGUGCUUCAUCAUCCACUUUGUUAAAAUAUUUCAGGAUGACAACGGGAAGAAUCUGUCGGUGGAAGUUGCCAUCAUGCUGAAGCUUGCAGCUGAAGCAGAUGGAUCAGUGGAAACAUCAGCCCCAGUGUCUCUGUUGGAGUGGUUUGACUUUGGCAGAGAGCUGAUCCUGGUGAUGGAGAGACCUGUCCCCGCUGUGGACCUGGAUAAAUACAUAGAAGAAAAUGGAGGAUUUUUGCCAGAGGACAAGGCCAAGGUCAUUCUGAAGCAGCUGGUUGAUGCUGCGAAGCACCUGGAGGAUAAACACAUCUUUCACCGGGACAUCAAGAGUGAGAACAUUCUAAUUGAGACCGGCUCAGAUGUACCGCGUGUUCGUAUCAUCGACUUUGGACUCAGCUGCUUUUUUAAGGAGCGGUCGCAGUACCGCCUCUUCUAUGGUACAGAAAUUUACUCCCCUCCCGAGUGGUACGGGCGCAGUUGCUACAGGUGUGGACCCACCACGGUAUGGCAAAUGGGAGUGGUUCUGUACGAAGCGCUUCAUGCGGGGGACUUUGACACCACGAGCUUCCUCAAAAAGCGCCUGAAAUUCAAAAGACACCUGUCCAAAAACUGCCGGGAUUUCUUGGACGCGUGUUUAACCAAAGUCCCGGAGACGCGGCCGACGCUGGAGGACCUACAGCAUCACACUUGGCUGAGAUAA
This is a messenger RNA of Maylandia zebra (zebra mbuna), 723 nucleotides long. NCBI's taxonomy places the organism in Eukaryota, Metazoa, Chordata, Actinopteri, Cichliformes, Cichlidae. The record is from RefSeq and is a predicted model, not a curated record.